Molecule: messenger RNA, 267 nt
Organism: Prunus armeniaca (apricot)
Lineage: Eukaryota; Viridiplantae; Streptophyta; Magnoliopsida; Rosales; Rosaceae
Source: the annotation of a GenBank genome assembly
AUGCGCCAGGAAUUUCCUAAGGGAGGUAUCCGGGUUCCUAUCCGUUUCCUAAGGGGGAACAUGAUAGUCAUACAAUUGUCCAUAAGCAGCGUCAUAAGGGAGGCGCAGGGCAACGACCAGGAGCAUCCUAAGUGUUCUCCGGAAAAUGCAGAAUACGCCCGGAGUCCCUCAAGGGGGACCCUAGCUUUUGCCAAAAUCCUAAGGGAAAUGUACAACCAAUACAAUAGCCGGUUACUCAAGCAGCUCAGAAGACAAUAUGCAAAUUGA